CUUACGAGAGCAGCCGAAUAGAAUUCUCCGCCAUAGCUGAGCUAGAGCCGUGCGUUGUUCUUGUUGCCGAAGCGCAGAGCCCCUCCCAUCAACUUUCUCUCCCACUCUCCGGAUUUUCCAACGCUUUCUCGCCAUCGAAACAAAACCACGAAUCAAUCCAGCGCCAAAGCAAAAACCCCACACCUCCCUUCCUUACUGAAAGGUGCCUGCUCCUCCCUCCGAUUUCCCGCCUGGGUUCCUGCUUUCCUUUCUCCCCCACUCGCCAAUUAGUUUUCCAAAGGCGAUAAUGCCAGCAGCAUCGACGUUUGCCGUGAAAGCCAGCGUAGGCGGCGCCUUUGGUUUCGACGCUGGAUUACAAGAGCUGGGAAGGAAGAGACUGCGGGGGAGCAUUGUAUUUGCCGGUGGUUCUGCUCGCGGGAGGUUGACGGAUCCGUUGGCGUUGAAGGGAAAUCGCUGCAUGAGUCGCAUCGGCGGCUUAACUUCUUGCUUCGGGUUGCGGAAUGAUUCGGUCCCGAUGGGGACGGAGCUUAUGCGCCCCAGCAACCUCUUCAGAAACCGCCCAGUCAGAGCUCUAGCUUCUGAUGGUGACAUCGAAGAUGCGGAGCCGUUGAAGCCGACGGAUGUUUCAGUCACAAAGAGAAAGUCUACUGGAACGGUUUUACCAUUUGUGGGCGUUGCUUGCCUUGGAGCUGCCCUGUUUGGUUAUCACCUGGGGUAUGGCUAAAGUGAACCAAAUGAAGAACAUUGCUCUCCCUUGCAAUUGCUUAUUGUCAUUUUGAUUAGUGGGUUUUAUUGGUGUGUGCGUUCUGUUCUUUAACUGCAAAAAGGUUCUGGGUUUCAGGACGUGUCUUCAGAACUAUAAUUGUCUUGCCCUCUUUUUAUUGUUUCCCUACUUAUCAAAGCAUACUCCUCUUUGCUGCUUCAGAGUGGUAAAUGGUGCCCUUGAGUACCUAGCCAAAGAUCUUGGGAUUGCUGAGAAUACCGUCAUACAAGGUUAGCCUAUUUCGUUUUGGAGUUGGACUGCUGUUGUAGUUCUUCAUCGCACCGGGUAGUUAUUGCUCCAAGCUUAACUUGACCCUGACAAGUAAUUCUGCGAAAGGCUUGUGUUUUAUCAUGCCAUGAAGCUGAAUAAGUUUCUAGCCAAUGUAGAAUCUUGUUUGCUCUCGCCUAUUUUGAUUAUUUCAUGAAAUAGAAUCAUUAGUUGCUAGAUGAGGGCAAAUGGUAACUCAUGGUUGUGUGUGUGGUGUUCACAAUCGAGUAGGAUGGAUUGUCAGCACACUGCUUGCUGGUGCCACUGUCGGCACAUUUACUGGUGGUGCAUUGGCAGACAAAUUUGGCAGAACAAAGACAUUUCAGUUAGAUGCAAUCCCACUUACCAUUGGAGCGAUUCUUUGUGCCACAGCACAGAGUGUACAGACCAUGCUUAUCGGCCGCCUACUAGCUGGUAUUGGAAUCGGCAUCUCUUCUGCAGUUGUGCCACUUUACAUAUCUGAGAUCUCACCAACUGAAAUCCGAGGUGCACUUGGUUCUGUAAACCAACUAUUUAUAUGCAUUGGGAUCCUUUUGGCGUUGGUGGCUGGGUUACCGUUAGCCGGGAACCCCAUAUGGUGGCGAACAAUGUUUGGCCUUUCUGCCGUGCCUUCCAUUCUGUUGGCACUAGGGAUGUCAUUUUCUCCGGAAAGCCCUCGGUGGUUGGUCCAGCAAGGGAAAGUUCCCGAAGCAGAGAAAGCGAUUCAAACACUUUAUGGCAAAGAAAGAGUGUCUGAAGUCAUGCAAGACUUGUCUGCGUCGAGUCAAGGUUCGUCAGAGCCUGAGGCAGGGUGGUUUGAUCUGUUUAGUAGCCGUUACUGGAAAGUUGUUAGCGUCGGUGUAGCACUUUUCUUUUUCCAACAGAUGGCCGGAAUAAAUGCUGUGGUGUACUAUUCGACUGCUGUGUUCCGAAGUGUUGGGAUUGGGUCUGAUGUUGCAGCGAGUGCUCUUGUUGGAGCCUCAAAUGUUAUUGGAACCACCGUUGCCUCUUCUUUGAUGGACAGACAAGGAAGGAAAAGCCUGUUGGUCACAAGCUUCUUUGGAAUGGCUGCAUCAAUGUUACUGCUUUCCUUGUCAUUGACCUGGAAGGUCCUAGCACCUUAUUCUGGCACGCUUGCGGUUCUUGGGACAGUGUGCUAUGUCCUCUCUUUUUCACUUGGGGCUGGUCCAGUACCUGCUCUUCUACUCCCUGAGAUAUUUGCCUCCAGAAUUAGAGCCAAAGCAGUUGCACUAUCUUUGGGCAUGCACUGGGUCGCGAACUUUGUCAUUGGCCUCUAUUUCUUGAGCGUGGUGAACAAGUAUGGGAUCAGCAUGGUGUAUCUAGGGUUUUCGGGCGUCUGUCUUCUUGCCGUUGUGUACAUACUUAACAACGUCGUGGAGACGAAAGGAAGAUCGCUGGAGGAGAUCGAACGUGCCCUAGCAUGAUUCAGAUGUCUAGUUUUCCCUUGGAGCAGCUCACCUGGGAAUAAUCUGCCUGGCCGGCUCAGUGACUGAAUCCUUCCCAUCUUCUGGUAUUUUAACCUAUUGAGGUUCCCUUCUGUAAGUGAGAGAUUGUAGCAAUCGUGCUCAUUUACUGUGGAUACUUAAUCGCCGGCCGGUUUCUUUGUAUGUAGAUGCUGAACCGUUGAACUGUUAUGAUAUUCGGCCAGUUUCUUUAUCGUCGGUGGGUUUCCAAUUGCCAUUCGCGAAUGCCGCUUAUUGUGACGAGUCUCAAUUGCCAAAGUGUUGUUAUGGUGGUAAUACAAAUAAGAACCAUUAAUAAACAAGGGUUUGGGUUGGCGAUGUUACUGUUGGUUUUUAAAUUUUGUUUUUUUUAUAACUUAAACUGUUGGUCCAAUAUCAAUUAUUACGAA
This is a messenger RNA of Linum tenue, 2882 nucleotides long. The record is from the annotation of a GenBank genome assembly. Lineage: Eukaryota; Viridiplantae; Streptophyta; Magnoliopsida; Malpighiales; Linaceae.